Molecule: messenger RNA, 4080 nt
Organism: Brienomyrus brachyistius
Lineage: Eukaryota; Metazoa; Chordata; Actinopteri; Osteoglossiformes; Mormyridae
Product: ectodysplasin-A-like
Exons: 8
Coding region: 160-1254 (364 amino acids)
Biological process (GO): immune response; animal organ development
Cellular component (GO): membrane
Molecular function (GO): death receptor agonist activity; death receptor binding; tumor necrosis factor receptor binding
Source: RefSeq, a predicted model, not a curated record
CGCGAUUUGCAUGCUGCCUGGCGCAGUUUGAUCUGCGAGAGGAUCAGAGUUGCUGUUUUCAUGUGGGUUUGUGAAUUAAAGUUACUGAUCAGUCGUGGAUCAGACCAUAGAAAAGAACUGAUUAUGCCAAAAUAGCAAUACCCGAAAAUACAUAUAACUAUGGCAUUUAAAGGAUUGAUAGAAAAGUUACCAUUCAGACCUCAGCUUCCUUCAACCUGCGUGUGCAGGAGUCAGUGUAAGAACAGUAAGAUCUUCCUGGGAUUCUUUGUAUUGUCUCUUUUUUUGCAUUUGGUAACUCUUUUCUGCUACCUGGAUCUGCGGUCUGAAGUGCAACGCGAACUUGUGCAAAAAAAGAGAAAUGAGAUAUUAACAUCGAGUGCAUCUGGUAUUAAUGAACUGUUUUCUCAUGAGCUGCAGCUUAUGGACAUCAGAUACACUCCAGUGGACCCUGAGGAAAAGACACCCUCCCCACCGUCUGAAGACAACUCAGUCGCCUCUGCAGAAAGUGAAAGGAUCCUGCAUCGAGUGAGAAGAAAUCAGAAGAAACGUGAUUCAGAACCAAAUGGAAAACGCAAAGAGAGGAAAAAAGGUAAAAAAGGGUCCCCUGGUGCACCAGGACCUCCGGGCCCCCCUGGCCCCCCAGGGCCACCAGGCCCUCCUGGUAUCCCAGGAAUACCGGGAAUCCCAGGGAGCAAUGUGAUGGCACCAGCAGGACCCCCUGGGUCACCUGGCCCUCAAGGCCCCCCAGGACCCCAGGGGCCCCCUGGCCCACAAGGACCUGCAGCCAUAGAAAAAGCCAAAAGCAUCCAGCCUGCUGUCGUUCACUUGCAAGGCCAGGAAACAACAAUUCAAGUGAAGGAAGAUCUUUCAGAAGGUGUACUCAAAAACUGGAAGAUGAUAUCCAUACACCACAAGGUGUUCAAGAUGCACUCGCGCUCGGGGGAGCUGGAGGUGCUGGUCGACGGCACGUAUUUCAUCUAUAGUCAGGUAGAAAUUUACUACCUCAACUUCACUGACAUUGCCAGUUAUGAAGUGAUGGUUGAUAAGACCCCGUUCCUGAGAUGCACCUGCAGCAUUGAGACAGGCCAGCGCAAGUUCAACACCUGCUACACGGCCGGCGUCUGUCUGCUGAGGGCCCACCAGAAGAUCUCCAUCAAGAUGGUGUACGAGGACACCUCCAUCAGCAUGACUAACCACACCACCUUUCUAGGGAGUAUCCGCCUGGGAGAUGCUCCACCUGCUGGCCAAGCCUAAGUACUACCUGUGCAUCCCAUCCUCUAUUUUUUUUUCAAAGCAUGAAAUGAAAAGAAGAUUCUCAAGAAUCAAAUGAACUGAUGAGUCCGCCUGAUAGUGACAGUAACAGAAAAACCUGCUUUAAUGGACUAAAUCUAAUUUUUGUUCAUCUGCAGGAAUGGCUAUCCUAUGGCUGCUUUGUUUGCCUGGAUGUACAUUAGAGCUGAACUAAUCAUAGUGACAGAGAAGGGAAACAAGUGCAAGCAUCUUAAAUUAGUGUGGUUGUAACAUUUCCCACAGAGGCGUUUCCAUUUUCAGUAUAACGGUUCUUACCUGCUUUUGAUUGCAAUUGUGAUAUUUAAUUAUAGGCUUUAAGUCUGUUUACAAUGACACUGGUUAGAUUCACUUCUGCAAACUUAUUAGUUAUACUGGUUAAUCCCAGAUAAAUCACUGAAAAAUUCAUAUCGGCAGUGUUUCUUGAUGUAUGGUGAUGUUUUCAAAAACUGUCAGAAAACUAAAUAUACAACCAAGUAUUGUUCUAAGAAUUUUUCCAUCCCCAAAACUUUAAUGAAGAUUUAUUUUUAAAAGUGAAAUAAUAAUAACAUAUUGGAAUAAGAAAUGCUUUGAGAAGAUAUUUAUAUCAGGCAUCAAUUGGCAGUGUUUCUCUUUCCAGUGUUUUCUCCCCAAUUUAAGGACUUGCUUUUCAGAUGUAUUGGUGACCUAAAUUUGCUUUAGGCAUUUCAGAACACAUGAGAGAAUUUUUGUGUGCAUGUGCCUCGUGAUUCGACUAGCAUCCUGACAGUGAUGCAUUCAGCCUCAUAUCCCAUAAUAGACUAUGAGCCUAAUUGGAGAUGUGCUUGAGAUUAGCUGAUUUAAUGAAUAGAUGACUGAAUGCAGACAUCCCACGUUAUGCAUAUUGAUUUCAGGGAGGCGGAUGAGGGACAACUGAGUGUGGGCUGUCUAGGCAUGAGUGGUAUUGCAGUGACCACCCCCCGGCAAAUAUUGGAAUACCGAAACGACAUAGUGUUGCUUUUUAAAAUACCGUAAACUGCCAUAUAAUGUCUGGAUGGUAUGACUGUUAAAGUUAGAUGCUGUCUAAGGUUGUAUGUUGGGGUUGGUAUGGAAAGCACAAAUAAGCGAAGGAUCCAGCAAGUAUAAAAAGCAGUUCGCUCAUUUCACAAAAAAAGAGAAAUCACACAUGAACAUCUAAUACAAAAUCCAACCCCAGCCUGGAGUUGAACAUUAAAAACUGACCCUGACCUGGCCUCAGGCGGAGGGCUUGGAUUGGGGCGCAGACCUCUAGUAGUGGUAGUCAAACUUCUUGACGGCUAAUUUUACCGCCAAUGUAUAGCGGACUGAGAGAUUUCUGGGAUAUAUUGCGCAUCAUUUGCGAGUGCCUGGGAGCUGCUGUCAAUUUGGGGGAGAUUCCCGGAACUUCCGGAAGAAGUGGGAUGUCUGUGAAUGGCUGAAUGGGAAUUGCUGGAGUAAUAGAAGAUGCACCAAUUUAGAAAUUAUUUCACAGACAGGUAUAACACCAUUAUACUGCUUCUGAGAGUAGGCCUAUCCGUCAAACAAUGGACAAUAUAACACAAAUGGAAAUACUUGUCCUGUUAAGAAAUCGUCUUUAUGAAAGAUUAGUUUUCUCAUGACAGUUGGAAAAAAGUUAAUAUAUUACAGACACUCCUCUACUUACGAACUUUCAACUUAUGAACUUUCAGACAUACGAACGAAGAAGACUAUAAGUCCAAAUUGUGUUCGUUGAGCUUCAGUUUCCUGUCCGCAACAUAAUUUUUUUUUCCACGCGCCAGUUCCGCCUAGUACGACUCCUGGCCGCUAAUCCCGCCGCGCAGCAGCGUAGCGUGCGUACUCCCAGCAUCCAAGUUCUUUGUAUUUGCAUAUACCCUUAAAAUGAUGUUGAAUAGCAACCUACGGACAUUUCAAGUCACAAAUGGCCGUUCAGAACGUAUUUUGUUCGUAAGUAGAGGAGCAUCUGUAAAAUAUGUAUACACGUUCUACAAAAUACAAGAGAACUUAUUACAGGGAAGAAAGUUAAAAACAUUUUUGCUUUUAGGUGGAAAUGUAACAUUUUAUCCAGUAUGAUUCCGUAUAAACACAGACGAUUUAAACAGGGGGAGGAUCAAGGGCUUUGGGGCCCGAUCAAGAAUAAUCUAAGAAUGUGCCCAAGCUAAUGCCACCAAACUACAUAUUUUUAAUGUUGAUACAGAUUUAAUGUAUUUGCUGAUGAUGCUAGCACAGUAUUGUUGCAUUGUCGACAUCCAAAAAACUAAGAAUAUAUAUACAGUUUUUUUUUUUACGUCAGGCUCAUUUCAGAUGUAAACAAUUUUUAAAUGCCUUGUCACUGAAGAAAAGCAUCAUUUAUUGUCUUCCUUUCUUGAAUAACAUGUAUUUGAUUUUCAAGAAUAUGCAUUAAAUUCAUAUCAUCAACAUGUAUAUACAGUAUAAUAUUAUACACGGCUUUACCAAAAUGGUAAACUUCUGUAAGUCACAAUACGGCUUCAACCAAUUUGCUUCAGGCUGUGUUUCUCGUGUUGAAUUGAAGACUAAAAUUGAAAAGGACCUUAAAAUCAUUUAAGAUCAUUUAUCAUAUACUGCAUUUGUUUUUGGUUCAUAGUUUUUUAUUUUUGUUACAUUUUAACGCCCAUCAUUGGAAGUCCAGAUUAAUUUGAAUUCCGUAGUACAUGAUUAUAGUAACUGUUCUUAUCCUACGUCCUGGAAUAUACUGUACAUUUGUAUACUGUAUUUUGAUUGUAUAUAUGUAUAUAAAAUAGAAAGUACCUUUUGUAAAUCAACUGUCUUGAUUCAUAUGAUUAAAGAUUUGUUCAGUUA